This is a messenger RNA of Thamnophis sirtalis, 753 nucleotides long. NCBI's taxonomy places the organism in Eukaryota, Metazoa, Chordata, Lepidosauria, Squamata, Natricidae. The record is from RefSeq and is a predicted model, not a curated record.
AUGGCUCUCUGUGGACCUUCCUGUGCCCUCCCGUCUUCUGCCUCCAUCCCAACCGUUGGGUUCGGAUCUGCCGGUUUGGGGGGCCUGGCCUCCAGAGGCUUGGGUCUCGGUCCCUUCCCCUUGGCCGAGUCUUCAGGAAGCCUGGGCACCUUGGAGGGCAUUAUCCCAUCCUGCAUCAACCAGAUCCCACCCUCUGAGGUGACCAUCCAGCCUCCUCCAGUUGUGGUCACCAUCCCUGGUCCCAUCCUGUCCGCCAGCUGUGAACCCGUCGCCGUCGGAGGCCACAACCCAUGUGCUCCUGGUGGUCUCGGCCAAGGGUUGCCUCUGAGUCUUGGAGGCCUCUCUCGCCUGGGCAGCCCUUACGGAUUUGUCGAUCCAUACCUCUUCCUAUCAACCAUGUCUUACGGAUGGAACCACUCCUACCCCAAUUGUGUCCCUGUGACCGUCACUCUGCAGCCACCUCCAUUCAGCAUGAACAUCCCCCGCAAUUCGCUCUCCUGCUCCGACGAGCCUGUGGACCUCCCCAAUGUGGUCCUGUACACUGUGGUCCCGUAUCAUACCGUUCUGUAUCAUGUCGUCCUGUAUCAUGUGCUCCUAUAUCAUGUCGCCCUGUAUCGUGUGGUCCUGCGUCCUAUGGCCCCGUAUCAUGUGGUAUCAAGUCUUCCCCUCCCAUCCAGCAGCGUUUACUCCCAGAAGUCCCAGCAGCAGCAGCAGCAGCAGCAGCAGCUGCAGAAAUUUCAACAACGCUUCUAA